Populus nigra (black poplar) is the source of this 815-nucleotide messenger RNA. RefSeq names its product expansin-like B1. The coding region runs from base 1 to 756 and encodes 251 amino acids. Lineage: Eukaryota; Viridiplantae; Streptophyta; Magnoliopsida; Malpighiales; Salicaceae. The record is from RefSeq and is a predicted model, not a curated record. The transcript has 4 exons. Gene Ontology annotation, biological process: sexual reproduction. Gene Ontology annotation, cellular component: extracellular region.
AUGGGGUUUGCGCUUAAAUAUGGUUAUUCCAUUCUUUGUGUCGCGGCAGUGGCACUACUGCCUGCAAUAAGUCACUCCCAAGACUACACAUGCUCAAGAGCAACUUAUUUUGGGAGCCCUGAUUGCUUAGGGACCCCAACUGGAGCUUGCGGGUUUGGAGGAUAUGGAAGGACGGUCAGUGACGCUAAUGUAGCUGGUGUUUCAAGACUCUUCAAGAAUGGUACUGGCUGUGGUGGUUGCUAUCAGGUUAGAUGCAAAGCUCCAAACCUUUGCUCUGAUGAUGGGGUGAACGUAGUGGUUACUGACUAUGGUGAAGGAGACAAAACUGACUUCAUCCUCAGCACACGUGCAUACUCAAGAAUGGCACGUCCGAACAUGGCCUUAGAGCUGUUCGCAUAUGGUGUUGUUGAUGUAGAAUUCAGGAGGAUCCCUUGCCGCUACUCUGGUUAUAAUCUCAUGUUCAAGGUCCAUGAACACAGCAGGUUUCCUGAGUACUUGGCCAUAGUUCUUCUGUACCAAGCUGGCCAAAAUGAGAUUUUGGCUGUGGAAUUACGGCAGGAGGAUUGCAAGGAAUGGAGAGGCAUGAGAAGAGCCUAUGGGGCAGUGUGGGAUAUGCCUAAUCCACCAAAGGGUGCCAUUAGCUUGAAGCUCCAGGUCUGUGGCAGCGCAGGGGUGACAUGGGUCCAAGCAGAUAAUGUUUUACCAAGUGAUUGGAAGGCUGGGGUUGCUUAUGACUCUGCCAUUCAGCUUCCUUAAAGAUUGAAGGACUAAGUCAUUAGUUUGCAGCUAGUCGGACAUAAAGAAGCUGCUAGUUU